Messenger RNA from Paramisgurnus dabryanus, 1991 nucleotides. It is a transcript of the gene igf2a, whose product is annotated as insulin-like growth factor 2a. The record is from RefSeq and is a predicted model, not a curated record. Gene Ontology annotation, molecular function: protein serine/threonine kinase activator activity; hormone activity; insulin-like growth factor receptor binding. NCBI's taxonomy places the organism in Eukaryota, Metazoa, Chordata, Actinopteri, Cypriniformes, Cobitidae. Gene Ontology annotation, cellular component: extracellular region. Gene Ontology annotation, biological process: positive regulation of MAPK cascade; positive regulation of transcription by RNA polymerase II; positive regulation of activated T cell proliferation.
ACAUAUCCAUUGCCUGUCCUCUGAACUUUGAGACAGCCGCAAGCAUCACUCUAAGAUAUGCAAUAGACUGGAAAUUAAACAAAAGCAACGUUUCAGUAACAGUCUCUUUUCACAAAACGGACAACAUGGAUUUUUACCAUCUAUUCUGUUUAACGUGCCGAACAACGAUGUCCUCGCCGAGAAUCCUCUUCAUGGUGUUGUUGUUGUUAAUGUACACAUAUCAAGGAGAAAUGACAGAGACACUGUGCGGUGGUGAACUAGUGGACACUUUGCAGUUCGUGUGUGGAGACAGCGGCUUUUAUAUCAGCAGGCCAAACAGAUCAAACAGCCGCCGUCCACAGAGAGGGAUAGUGGAGGAAUGCUGCUUUCGGAGCUGCGAGCUGCGUCUGCUGGAGCAGUACUGCGCGAAACCUGUGAAGACCGAGCGAGAUGUUUCCUCCACCUCACUGCAGAUCUUCCCAGUGUCACAGGCUCUUCACAAGGAUAUCACAAGAAGGCCUCUUGGUUUGAAGUAUUCCAGAUAUGAAGUGUGGCAAAAAAAGGAUGCCCAGAGGUUAAGGAGAGGGGUACCUUCCAUCCUGCUCGCCAAAAAGUUCAGGAGAGAGAUGGAGAAAGUUCAAGAGAGGGAGCAAAUCGAUUUACACAGACCCCUCAUUACCCUCCCUGACAGACGUCCUUCCAUACAUCCUGAUCACCACUUAUCGAAAGCGGUUGCUUCUUAAGUGCAACAAACAUUGGAUUAUACCCCAGGUGUUGGUCAGUAGAGGCACUUUUUUCAAGAAUCAUGCCACUCGCCGUCUUUGUCAAAACCAGAUUAUGAACACUCUGUGUUACCACAAUUCGAACCAACAGAAGUUAACACUGAAAGCGAAUGUACUGAGGUGGUCCACACAGCAAGACAGUUGAAUGCAGUGUUGGUGAACAUCACGGAGACGUCCAGAACUGAAACCGAGGAACUUGAUAGAUUGCACAAAAAUCUGCAGUUUGCAAAAGCAAUUAUGGUUCUGUUUUGCUUGCACCCUUUUUCGAAUGUCUUGUUUUUAAGGAAUACAUUUAUCAACGUUAGAGUCCUUAAUCUGCACCUUUAAAGUGUCACCCUGUGGCAUGAAAACCGAAGAAAUGAAAGGAGAAAAAUUAUGGCUGGCUGUGCAAAGCCAAGGACUGAUGUUAAACAGCACUAUUUUUUAUGAACUGCGAAAAAUGAAAACGUUAUGGUGCUACCUUGCAAAUAGACUUGCAAAAUAAGUUUUUCCGUUUUAGGAAAAACAAGACUGUAUUCAAAAGACAAUUUUAAAAUACUUCUUGUUUGGAACAGAAUUGGCUGUUCAAGAAUCAUGUUCGGUGCCCUGGAGAAUGAAUGUGAAGGCCUUUGCUAUCAUUCGAGAUAGCGUUGCAAGGGAAGGCAGGAAACAUCACAAAAUAUUGACGCUAACCAAAUCAUCUUGGACUUUGGGCAAGAACAGUCUUGCAUGUUUUAAGGUGUCACAUACUUGUACCAUAACAUUCCUAUUUCCAGUUUCCAGAGUCUCUGCCAUUUUAUCUUUGCAAUUUAUCUUCACUGUUAUUUAGACAGUAUUUUACAUGUAUGCAAAUGAAACAUCAAUAUAUGUUUUUAAAGGGAAACAAAUACGCAAUAACAUAUUUUCAACAUACAAUUGUAGUAUUCCAGUGAUUUUGCUUGAAAAGAAAUACUUGAAUAUGUGUGCAAAGUCUCAUAAGAUGUUGUCUUGUCAUUAACCCUUGUAUGACAAGUCUUGCAAAUUGAGCCACCAAACAUUUUCUCUUAAGCAAUGGCACUGUAUCAAGGCAUUAUUUAUUUUGAUAUAAAACCCAUACAAAUCAGUCCCAAUGAGAGAUUUCAUGCACAAAUGCCAAUUUUUUUUGUACAUUAUUUUAUUUUAGUUGUUCUGCUAUUGUAUGUAGAUGCUAUACUGUAUGUACCAAAAAUGUUACGUCUACUUUUUUAAGUAAAGUAAAUGGAUGCUUCUAAA